AUGGUUGUAUACUGUCAUUCCAUAAAACCUCCAAGCUCCCCCCCUUCGUACCUCUCACAUUCACCACACUGCUUCCUCCAAAUUUCUCGCGCCACCCGCAUCCCUAUCCUUCUCCGGAAACAAAUGUCUUUUGCCACCUCCUGCGCACAUAAGUGGUUACAUUCUCGUGUGCACUUGAUGAACCGGGGAAGACUGGGAAGCUUUGGAUCAUCUCUCAUUCCGGGGUUUCGGUUUCAUCCUACUGAUCAUGAGUUGGUAAUGUACUAUUUGAAGAGGAAGUUAUUGGGGAAGAGAAUCAUUGUCAAUGCUGUUGCUGAGGUCAAUAUUUAUGAGUUUAGUCCCUGGGAUCUUCCAGAUAAAUCCUCAUUAAAAAGUGGAGACUUGGAGUGGUUCUUUUUUUGUCCGAAAUCAAAAAAAUAUUCAAGUGGGGCCCGAUUAAACCGGGCAACUGAAUCUGGGUUCUGGAAAGCCACUGGGAAAGACAGGAAGGUUGAAUACAAAGGAAGAAUUGUAGCAAGAAUCAAGACUCUGGUUUUUCAUCUAAAAACUGCAUCAGAUGGACAAAGAACAAACUGGGUCAUGCACGAAUACAAUAUGGAAGAUCAAAAGUUAGCUGAUGAAGGCGUUGUUCAGGAUAUGUAUGUGCUGUGUAAAAUCUUUGAGAAAGAGGGUGCAGGGCCGAAAAAUGGUGCACAAUAUGGUGCACCGUUUAAUGAAGAGGAGUGGGAUGAUGACGUGGCAAGCUGUUCUGGGCCCACAAACAAACUGGAUUAUAAGCAGAAGGGCCCACUCACCCUGUCUUUAACUGAACCAGGUUCAUCUACAGUCACAUAUUCUGCAAAUGAGACUGUAAAUUACAAGCAGAAAGGUCCAGCAGUUACAAUAAACAAGACUUUACCUCAAAGUACAUGUACCCUAACCGAACCUGGUCCAUCUGCUGUUGCAAAUGCAAUGGAUACACCUGGCAAUGAUGAUGAUGUCAUGCUUUAUGAAGACCUAGCCUCGAUUUUGGGGGUGCCUACUGGUGGCCUUAAUAGCAACAAGAAAGACAAGCAGGGGGUUGAAGUCAAAGGCGUGGGAUUGGGACCCAAUGAAGAUGAAGGUAUUUUUGGUGACUUGGUGAACUUGGUUAAUCUGGAUGACUUUGUAGGAGCUGAAUUAAAUAGGUUUGAGACUGAUGGAAGUGAGUACACACUGGGCAUGAUGAUGGGAGCUGAUGAUCUUGAUGUUGAUCUGGGAAGAUUUUGUGUUGAUUGAAGGGAUGGUUUUUGGAUGAUGAUUCCUAAUCCUGACUGAAGCUGUUUUUGUUAUUUGGUGGCCAAUGUAUGACUCUGACUGUUUGGCCUAAUUUAUGGCUUUAAAUUUGCUGGAUUCUUUCUUUGUAUAUUUUGGAUUUCCUCAAUAAAUAUGUUUCUUUCUAUUAUA
Molecule: messenger RNA, 1425 nt
Organism: Lactuca saligna
Lineage: Eukaryota; Viridiplantae; Streptophyta; Magnoliopsida; Asterales; Asteraceae
Source: the annotation of a GenBank genome assembly